Messenger RNA from Botrytis cinerea B05.10, 1141 nucleotides. RefSeq lists its product as hypothetical. NCBI's taxonomy places the organism in Eukaryota, Fungi, Ascomycota, Leotiomycetes, Helotiales, Sclerotiniaceae. The transcript has 2 exons. The record is from RefSeq and is a predicted model, not a curated record. Bases 145 to 1017 code for a protein of 290 amino acids.
GAAAUCAAUCAGCAAAGGGGCGUUAAGUGUUUCUAUAUCAAUUUUGUACCAACCCUUCUCUGUAACUCGACAAAUAUUUUCGGCUUCAUAGAAGAUUAACUAGCCAUACACGGAUUCCAAGUACCAAUAAACAGAGAGCUCAGAAUGUCUCUUCCAAGUCACAGCUCACCAAGAAUCAAAGCUCUGAUUGAGAAGCAGAAAGAAACAGACCGCAACACAAUCCAAGUAAGAGUAGGAAAGCACAAAAAUGCAUACACACUCGAAAAAGAUGUCCUGUACCGAAACGCUCCAUUUCUCAAAGGGGCUUGCGAACAUUAUUCGCGGGGACUGGAAUACAGUGCUAUCAACUUUCCACAAACGAAUGAUGUGGUUUUCAAGUUGUUUAAGGCCUGGCUUUAUAAGCUGGAUUUGGGGGAUGCUGACCAGGAGAUUGCGCAAUGGAAGGCUAGGAGGGUGAAAACUGGCGAGAAGGAGAAAAAGAUCGAUGAAGGACCACUUAUAGAUCUGGAAACCUCGAAGGGGAAGGAAAACACAAAGAACAUUAGCGAAUCCCAGAAAAACGAGAAUUUGGAGAUGGCAAACGGCGAUCUGAACACCACCAGCAAUGUAGCGCUAACAAACUUUUGUUAUCCUCACAUGGCCAACCUUCUGGAUCUAUAUCUCUUCGCCGACAUGGCCAAACUAUCACUUCUAAAGAACCAGUGCAUUGCGAAAUACUAUCGAUUCACUAAAGCCACGGGGUACAUCAUGACACCCUGGCUUUCGUACAUGUGGAAACAUACCAGAAAGGAGAUGCUGAUGCGCAAAUUUCUCCUCGAUUUGCUGACAUGGGAAAUGCCUCCUUUGUUGUUCGAAACCAACUCGAAGGAUUUUCCCGAGGAAUUGAGAAUCGAACUUUUGGUUAACAUGGGUUACGUUAUUCAGGUGGCUCGGCAUGGUACGACGGUGUUGGAGAAGUGUAAUCCUUUGAAUGAUCUUGACAAUUACUAUGAGGAGGUUGAGAAAUUGGAUACGUGAGUUGGAGUUUCGAUGGGUUAUAGUAUGGAAAGCGUGUGUUUCUGGAUGGACGUCCUGUCUGCUCAGGAGCUAGAUGGAAUUAUAUGGUCGGAUAUCAAUAUCAAAGUAGGGUCAUCGGCGAUCA